UGGUUCUUGAAAUUGUCAUUCUACCCCCAAAAUUCUCCACUUUCUUUGGGAAAAAAAGAACAGAGCCCUCUCACUGAUAUGUUCUACUCUUUCUACACUUCUAUUUACAGUGAGAUUUUUUCCCAGUUUUAUUUGUUUAUUUUUUAUUAUUUUAUUUUUUUGACAUUUUCCUUCUGGAGUUAAGAGGAGGCAGAAAGGAAUUAUAUGUCGUUUGUGAUCACAGGUGUAACUGAUCUGGCUAGAGCAUUAGAGAAACUCUGGCCUUUUUCUCAUUUACUGUUGUGUUUUUUUUUUCUUGGUUCAAUUUUGUAGGCAAGAAAAGUGUCUCUUACCUUCUUCCAUGAUUUUUAGACCCAAAAGGAGGACUUGUUUUGGAGUUGUGCUUUGGGGCUUUUCAUGUGAAAAGGUUCCGUUUUUCUCAUUUGGCUGUGGGGUUUUCUUGGAACUGACGAUUUUACCAGAAAUUUAAUUCUCUGUGUUGGAGGGGUUUAGGGUUUAUCUAUUUUUUUCCCAAAUUGUUCAAGAUAUGAACUGGCUUCCCAAAGAGUUGGUUAGUCCAGAUAUGUGUAAGAAGUUGGAAAAGGAUGUUAAAAGGGAGAGGGUGAUGGAUGGUUGCAUUGAUUCAGUGAGGAAAGUUCGGAUCAUCUACGAUGAUCCCGAUGCUACUGACUCUGAGAGCGAUGAUGAUCAGAAUGCUCGUGUUGAUAAAAAUGUCGUUAGAAUCAAGCGUGUUGUUAAGGAAGUUGUUAUUCCUUGUGUUUCAUUGGAGAAGGACUUUGAAAAAUGUUCUAAACUUGAUGACAUUAGGAUAAAGAAUUCCAAGAAGAUUCUUGAAAACAAGAGGGUGCAGCUAAAAUCGUCGUCCUUGCCUAAAGGGGUUAGGAUGAGAAAAUGGGGGAAAUAUGCAGCGGAGAUCAGAGACCCCUCGCUGGGGAAAAGAUUAUGGUUAGGGACUUUUGAGACUGUGGAAGGGGCUUCACAAGCAUACGAGGCAAAGAGGGCUGAGUUUGAUAGAAAAAUUUCAUUGGGGAAGGGUAAGAAUUUGAGCUUUGUUGGAGAUCCUGCUGAUUGUUCUAUGGGUUGUUCAGCUCAUCCUACAAAUGGGACUAAUCGUUUGUACUCACACCCAUCCCCGUCUUCGGUGCUAGAUGUACCCACAUCAUCAGCUGCUGCCACACUCGAGUCCAAUGACAAUCCAAUGAGAGAGAUGGCUCUAAUGCUAGAUUCAGGUUGUGAAGAUUUUAACUUGAGAUUUGAGGAUCAAAUGCUUCAUGAAUUUGUUGACAAGGGAAGAGAGGGAUUGAUCGAAGAUCCUUUGAUAGAACAAGGCUCCAUUAGCAAUAGCCUUGUGGAGAUGACUGAAGUGAAUAUCAGGAAGAAAACAAAAGCCAGACAACCAACGAUAGAAAGUUGUAAAAAAUUAACAAAGGGAAUUGAGGACCGCCACAAUGACCAGUCCAUUUUCAGUGUAUUAGACGAGCCCCUAACCAUGUCUCCUAUUAGUACAGAACUGCUUAACUUGAACAUCGAGGAAACUGCAGUUACGGGUAAUAACUUGAAACUACUAGGCUUUAAUGACGAUGCUUUAUUUGACCAGGAUUUAGCACAAACGUUUGAUCCAUAUACAGAUGUUAUAGGCUUGGACAACAAUUUUCAAUGCUGUGAUGGUUUGAAUGAAUGUGUUUAUUGCGAAGUCUUCACAGAUGAAGUUGACCUUAAAUGGUUAGAUGAUCUUUUGUUACAAGACCAAUCAGCUCCGUAGGUAUGGGAGUAAGUUGAAGAGUUGUAAAGUCGAAAAUGUUGGCAAUGAAGGGGGUGGUUCUUGGGAUUUUCACCUUUGCUCAAAAGAUGUUCCCAGGAUUUUUUACUCAAAUCCUCCAGUUCCUAACCCAAAAAGGAAGAGGAACUUCUAUUUAUGUUGUUAGUUAUUGGUAUUACCAAUAUAUUAGAGCAAUUGUGUAUGCUAGAUGUGUUACAUUAUGCACAUAUGUUUGUGGCUUCUUGAUUUCAUGUGAAGAAUCUGAAAGGUGAAAGGUAGAGCCUCUUCUUUUUC
Messenger RNA from Solanum dulcamara, 2053 nucleotides. RefSeq names its product ethylene-responsive transcription factor RAP2-2-like. Gene Ontology annotation, biological process: regulation of DNA-templated transcription. The coding region runs from base 527 to 1762 and encodes 411 amino acids. The transcript is spliced from 2 exons. Gene Ontology annotation, molecular function: DNA-binding transcription factor activity; DNA binding. Lineage: Eukaryota; Viridiplantae; Streptophyta; Magnoliopsida; Solanales; Solanaceae. The record is from RefSeq and is a predicted model, not a curated record.